Messenger RNA from Penaeus monodon (black tiger shrimp), 960 nucleotides. Its product is annotated as eIF-2-alpha kinase activator GCN1-like. Gene Ontology annotation, molecular function: protein kinase regulator activity. The record is from RefSeq and is a predicted model, not a curated record. Gene Ontology annotation, biological process: cellular response to amino acid starvation; regulation of translation. Gene Ontology annotation, cellular component: cytosol. NCBI's taxonomy places the organism in Eukaryota, Metazoa, Arthropoda, Malacostraca, Decapoda, Penaeidae.
GGAUUAAUUGUGGUGGUGAACUGCUUUCCUACCAUGGAAACUGACCAGGAGACCAGUCUGCACAUCACCCACCGACUCUGGGUUGCGAGGCACGAUAUCUCAGAGGACGUGUCCAAGCUGGCUCUGAAGCUUUGGGAAAUGGCUGAUAUGCAGGCAACAGGAGCUCUGAGUGAAGGUGUCUUGCGAGACAUUGUCCACCCUGUUGGUGCUGUGCGUGAAGCUGGUGCUGUAGCUCUGGCUGCCCUCGCAACGGAAUAUCAGGAUCUUGUAGCUCCCGUUACAUUAGAACUCAUUGAAAUAUUUAAGGCCAAGAAAGAGAUGACCCCGGCAGUGCGUGAUCAAUAUGACCGCAUAGUUAAGGAGGCAAUUGACCUGUGGGAAGGGCGAGCUGGUGUUGCAAUGGCCCUGACCCAGCUAGCGCCCUUGUUCAGUCGCGAAACAGUUGUGACCCUUGCCAAUUUCUUUGUCCCUGGUGCUUUAGGUGAUCGUAAUUCUGAAGUGCGGAAUAAGAUGCUGGCAGCUGCUAUGGCAGUCGUCAAUUGCCAUGGGAAGGAAACUGUGAAUAGUCUUUUUCCAGUAUUUGAAAAGUUCCUCAACACCGCACCCAAGCAUGCCAGCUACGAUUGUGUCAGGCAGAGUGUCAUCAUUCUCAUGGGUUCCUUAGCCAAGCAUUUGGACCACACAGACCCCAAGAUCAAACCCAUUGUUUUCAAGCUGGUUGAAGCCCUCCCACUCCAUCACAGCAGGUCCGGGAAAAGCAGUGGCCAACUGUCUCCAUCCUUUUGUCCCGGCGAUCAGAGACGAGUGCCCCAAGCUCGUGACAAAACUCAUAAAAGGUUCUCCUCGAGUCCCAACAGCUACGGAGAAAAGGAAGGGUGCGGCGUAUGGGCUCGCAUUCUGGUGAAGGGCAUGGGUAUCCUGGCUCUCAAACAGCUGGAUAUCAUGAAUUCAACUUACUAA